This is a messenger RNA of Prorocentrum cordatum, 2058 nucleotides long. The record is from the annotation of a GenBank genome assembly. NCBI's taxonomy places the organism in Eukaryota, Dinophyceae, Prorocentrales, Prorocentraceae.
CAGUGCUGUCUUGCGCAUGUAGUCACCAUGUCUUGAGCACAUGUUCCUGAAGAAGUGUCAUGAUUCUCGGUGGGGCCACUCUUGCAGCAGAGCCGAGCCACUGCCCAAGUCAGAUGGACGUGGAGGCUUUCCUUGUGCGCCGACCGAUUUGGUGACCUCUCUGUCUGAGCCUUAGGCUGCGAAGUACAGUAUGCCAAUGUAAGCAGGGUGAGGGUGUCGACCCGUGGGAAAUUCCGUUCUUCGCGGACUACGCGGACUGGGUGGUCGUUCCGGUCGUGUGCUUUACGUCAAUGAUUGGGGCCGGCGGAUGUCCAACUACGUGUGGAAAAUCUUCGCGUGGUUGAUGGGUUGGGCCAUUGGCAACUACGUUUAUUUCAGGUGGAUGCACCUGCGCUUCCACAGGAUAAACUUCUACAGCUCAUCCAGGCUGAACGACACCUACAUGUAUUUCUGGGGGAUGGCCCUGAGUGUCGUGGCCGUGCAGAUACCGCUCUGGGGCUUCCGGUCCAAGAUGAUCUUCCAGUUUCUCGAGGACGGGCCCAUACCUCGAUUGAUGUAGACGAAGGGAUGCUGAACAGAACUUCCAUGAAGAUGGCCGUGCUGCUAUCCACAUAUGUCCUGGCUGUGUUGGUGUGGCUGUUCUUCUAUCACUUCAUGGUGCGCCCGCGGUCGAAGACCAGAGGGUGCAGCAUCCCUGAGCAGGACUCUGAGGGGUGCUGCGGCGGACCGCGCGAGACGGCCGAUCUGACAGCGCAAGAGAAGAACGUCAAGGGCCAGACCGUGCAGGAGAUAAAGAUGCACUCUGUGUAUUCCUGGUUGAAUACAAACCCGGCGUACGUGUUGAAGUGCAAGUAUUUUUUCACAGAUGCCGAUGGCAAGGACAUUUGAGACACGGAGCACAGGAAGCUCCACCCUCUGGCUUCUGGGGAGGACGAGGAAGCGGUGCGCUUCUUCGAGGUCGGCAAGGAGUAUUUGUUCUUGCGGCCUGAGCGGCUCCACUUGCUCCAUGCUACCAUAACGGACUGACUUCUUGGAGCCGGAGUACUGGGUCGACAGGAUGGCGUGGCGAUUCGGGCAGUGCGCGGACCUCUUUCGGAGCAGGGUCAGGAAGGAGGUCCAAGAUGUCACGGACAAGGUCAAUUUGCAAGUUCAGGGUCUUCAUAGUCAAGUGCAUGUGGGGAUGGAUGCGAUCAGCCACGCGGCGACUGUACCGAGGUCGACUUUUGGCUACAAGCCCCUGGACGCAGGCGGGACGGCUCGACGGCUCUCGUCCCCAGGACCAUGAAUAUGCAGCAACAGGCGGAGGCCUUGCGCGUUGUUUGAAGGCUGCUCGGAGGUUCCAGGACCCCGUGGGCAGAUGAGUUUUGCCAUGGCUGUUUUUGUGAACGGCGGACAGAGAUGAUGAGGGAUGAGGAGGGGAAAAGAGGAAUGAAUUGCCACGAAAACAACAGCGAGCGUGGUCUCAAAUUGGCACUGCAUAGAAAGCGCAUUCGGAGUGUUCGACCGUAGCUUUGCGGCAAUCGCAGGUCUGACCUAUGACCGCUUAAGUUUAUAAAUCAAAUAUCGGUGCCUGUGCAGAUAGGAGUAAAAACUCUGUGCAUGGGUCGGCGGAUUUCCAAGCGGUGUCAUGUGACAUGUGUCUCUUCUGGCAGUAUGUGCUUGCGCAGAUGUUCCUUAUGCGGUGUGUUGUAAUGCGCGGGCGCCACAGACCAUGACGCACACUAAUAUUGUUGAGCUCUUCUCAAGACAUCUGAUGUCUGGGUAUUUAUCGGGUACUGAAUGUAUUUGCAUUGUUCUGUACCAUGAAUCCCCCACUGGAUACGCAUUCGCCCUGAGUGCUGGCGGGUGUUGGGGCCACUGUGACUAUACGAAUUUGCCAUUUUCUGUAGGACCCAGGCACUGUCACUGCGCGGGAUGCGCAAAGUCGCAUAGCCCCCCAAAAGUUGUCGGGCUCUCAAGGCACGUCUGCACGUGUACAUGCCAUGGGCCUGCGCGGUCAACACGGUGCCAAUCGCGGAAUCCUACUUAGCGAUGCGGCGUGCCAGCGUUGAGAAAAGA